AUGCUAUAUUCUCCUUCUCAUCUCCAUCUCCAAGAGCAUGGGCUAAUUAUUCGUGCCAUCUGCCAAGCUGCGGGUCUGACGGAACUGGCACUCUUUUGGGGAUACCCCUCAUACUCUCGCAUGUACGCUUACGACCAUAUCUCGAGCGAACUAGAUCAUGAACUCUACUGGCCCAUGCCUGACUAUGAGCAAGGUCAAAGUCCAGACGUGGAAUCAUCCGCUGCAGAGUCUGAUAACGAGCAGUUCAUGGGCUCGAAUGGCGCCCAAGAAUCGCGUAGGACUAAAAGAAAGCGUCCCUUGAUGGUCUCAUGCGAAUUGUGUAAGCAAAGAAAAGUCAAGUGUGACCGAGCUCAACCAAGCUGCGGGUGGUGCGCGCGUAAUGGGCAAACUUGCGAAUAUAAAGAGCGCAGGAAACCAGGCUUGCGAGCGGGUUACGGAAAGGAACUGGAACAAAGACUCGACCGGCUCGAGGCGAUUAUACAGACACAAGCUCAAUUGAUCGAGACACAUAUCAUACGCAAUCAACACUUACAACACGACAACCACAAUCAAUGUCAAGAACCACGAUUACCUUCCUAUGUCUCUCAUACCUCACCGUCGGAGCUCUCAGCAGCAACGGGACCCAGUCCCCAAAAUUCAGUAUUUCCUGGGGAGCCAUCGGCAUAUCCAAUAGCGCAAAGACUAGCCAACUCAACCCUCAGUCAUCACAAUGCGACAGGCGGUAGUCCAUCAGCAAUGUCUGCUAAAAUACAUCACACUCCCAUGGUCUCCAACGGAAUUUCUCACUCUACUCCACACUCUCAAGUUCCGUCAGUUCCUGACCGAACAGGUACCGACUUCUCUCACAACGAUUCCUCAUUGACUGUUCCUGUCAGCUUGUUCAAUAAUCAAGAGCAGUCGCUAUCAAAUUCCGAGCUUGAAUUACCCCCUUAUGAUUUACUCUAUGCACUAGUUGAUCUAUACUUUGAGCACGUCAAUAGUUGGUGCCCCAUCCUGCAUCGCCGAACUACUUUAGAUACUCUGUUCGGACCGUCUCCGUUGGAGGAAGCGGACCGCGUGGUUCUUCAUGCCAUUGUUGCAACGGCUCUACGGUUUUCUCUCGACCCGAGACUGAAUGAGGCGAACCGGAAGCGCUAUCAUGAAUCGUCGAAACAGCGAGUUCUGCUUUAUGGUAUCGAGAACUCUUCAGUUAAAGCCAUUCAAGCGUUAGUCAUUUUGUCACUGGAUUUUGUUGGCUCUUCGAACGGACCACCGGGUUGGAAACUUUUGGCUCUGAUAGCCCGUUCGGUUGUUCAAAUAGGCUUAGCUGUGGAAAGGAAUUCGGGCCUUGAUGCGUCAAUUUAUCCGUCCAUCUAUACUUUAAGAGCCAAUGUCCUACCUGACUCUGAGACAUGGAUUGAAGACGAGAGCCGUAGGCGCCUAUUCUGGAUGGUCUAUUUACUGGAUCGAUACUCAACCAUAGCUACGGCAUUUGACUUUGCUCUGGACGAAAAGGAAAUUAAUCGGAAACUACCUUGCCGAGAAGAAUACUUCAUCGGAAACCAGCCGGUUGAGACAAGAUGGUUCCGUGCCGCGGGAGAUCACGGGAAUCAUUCUAAUCACGGAGACAAUGUAGAUUCCUUUGGAUUUUAUAUCGAGAUUCUAAGCAUACUUUCGCGCAUACACCUGUUCCUUAAGCGGCCAGUGGAUAUUGGGGCGCUUUCAGACGUGGAAGAAUGGCAAGCAACCUAUCGCAAGCUGGAUAACGAACUCUCUGCGUGGGAGUUCAAUCUCCCUACUGAAUAUGCUUUUGGAAAUGCAUCACGUUUAUUACAAAGCAUGAAAAGAAAAAAGGGACUUCAAUGUGACUGGGUGAUGCUUCAUGCUACAUAUCAAACAACUGUGAUUCGCCUUCAUUCUUCCGCCGCAUAUCCCACUACACGAUCUCCCAUAUUCACACCCUCCUAUAGUGCCAGUCAACGCUGCCUACUAGCGGUCGAUAACAUUUUGACGCUGACCCGACUCGUUGUCGAGAACAACAUGCUUGACAAACUUGGUCCGCCAUUCGCCUUUUCUCUUUGGGUUUCAGCCCGGUUAUUACUCGUUCAUGGAUCAACAAUUGCUCACACAGUGAGUCCAGAUAUCUAUCUGUUUGUGGACACACUGGCGCAAAUGGGCCGUCACUGGAAAGUCGCAGAACGAUAUAGCACGAUUCUAAAGCGAGUCCUCGAUGAGUAUAGUGAAUAUGAGCAAACGGCAGGCACCGAAAGCGAGCGCGUCACACCGUCUUCUGUCAAGAUAUUAGCGGAUAUGCGACGUUGCGCUUUUGACCUCGAUUUUUUGAUCUCCCGACAGCCACAGCAUGGUCCCAAAAGUAGCGCUGCAUCCAACUCAAAUGGAUUGGUGCCAUUGCAGUCUGCUAAUUCUUCAGAAAGACAGAACGCAGACGCUGAUGGCUCUCUUCUGAUGAGUCGAAGCUUAACAAACACCGACUUUGAAUAUCUUGACGUAUUCGGAUUCUUCAAUGUGCCUCGCGUACCAAACAUGCCAACACCAUUAUCAGCACUGGGUAUGACUUCACCUGACGGAAAUGGUAAUAACACCAACAACACUAAUGGCUUGAGCACGACUAAUCCCAUGUCUAUAAAUGGGCCCACGACGAUGGCAAACAAUAAUGAAUUUAAUAUCACGAAUUAUCUAGUGCCAACCCCUGAGACGGAUUGGCUAUUUCCGCAACCUCAUAGUUAA
Talaromyces stipitatus ATCC 10500 is the source of this 2727-nucleotide messenger RNA. RefSeq names its product C6 transcription factor, putative. Gene Ontology annotation, molecular function: DNA binding; DNA-binding transcription factor activity, RNA polymerase II-specific; zinc ion binding. Gene Ontology annotation, cellular component: nucleus. NCBI's taxonomy places the organism in Eukaryota, Fungi, Ascomycota, Eurotiomycetes, Eurotiales, Trichocomaceae. The transcript is spliced from 6 exons. The record is from RefSeq and is a predicted model, not a curated record. Gene Ontology annotation, biological process: DNA-templated transcription; regulation of DNA-templated transcription. Bases 1 to 2727 code for a protein of 908 amino acids.